Vespula pensylvanica (western yellowjacket) is the source of this 1188-nucleotide messenger RNA. It is a transcript of the gene Ntmt, whose product is annotated as N-terminal Xaa-Pro-Lys N-methyltransferase 1. Gene Ontology annotation, molecular function: N-terminal protein N-methyltransferase activity. The transcript is spliced from 4 exons. Bases 442 to 1125 code for a protein of 227 amino acids. Gene Ontology annotation, cellular component: cytoplasm. Gene Ontology annotation, biological process: N-terminal protein amino acid methylation. Lineage: Eukaryota; Metazoa; Arthropoda; Insecta; Hymenoptera; Vespidae. The record is from RefSeq and is a predicted model, not a curated record.
CUAAUAAGAAGUUUUUAAUGUAAUUGGAUGUGGCCAGAGUAACCAAAAUUCUUUAUUUUUAUUGGUUGUUUAAUCUUAUUUUUAAAAAUAUAAAAUAAUAGUGCACGUGUUCAAUUUUGCAUAAAAAGUAAUGAAGGACUAUUAUACGUGUAUUUAAUUGUUUUUUCUUAAAAAUUGUAAUAUUGGAAAUGAUUAUAUGAAAUUAAACGUUCACGUCAUAGAAAAAGCAAAAUAUCAGCGUAUGAUAUAAUUCUGAACGUAACCCAAUGUUGAUGAAUGAAAGCAAGUGCUAAAAAUUAGUGAUUAACAUUUGAAUAAUUUCUACGAUAUCAAAAUAUUUAUCAUAAAUCAUUAAUUCCGCAAUAGAGCGAUUUUAUUAAUUUUUGAUUACACGUUUAUUCAACUAAUUUAAUAUCACGAAAAAAAUUAUAAAAUUUUAACAUGGAAGAAAUAAAUGAUACAGAACUACUUGACAAUAGGUUUUAUAAAGCUUCUGAAAAAUAUUGGGAUCGUAUUCCUCCUACCGUUGAUGGAAUGCUAGGUGGUUUUGGAUUUUUAUCAGAAAAGGAUAUAGAUGGUUCAUCACAUUUUCUAUUUUCAUUAUUUGAGUUAAUAAAUCCACCAUCAAGACAAAAAGCAUUGGAUUGCGGUGCUGGAAUUGGUCGUGUAACAAAAAAUUUGUUAAUAAAUCAUUUUGAAAGUGUUGAUUUGUUAGAACAGAAUCCAAAAUUCAUAGAAACUGCAAAAACAUAUCUAAGUACUUGUAUCUCAAGAGUAGACUUUCAUUGUAGUGCACUACAACAUUUUUAUCCAAAACCACAAAAGUAUGAUGUUAUUUGGUGCCAAUGGGUUUUAGGUUAUAUACGUGAUGAUGAUUUAAUAGAAUUUCUUAAAAAUUGUGUGUCAGGUUUGAAAAAAAAAGGUGUGUUAGUUGUAAAAGACAAUGUAACAAGCUCCGAUACAUUGGAGUUUGAUACAACAGAUUCUUCUGUAACAAGACCAUAUAAAGACUUAGUAGGUAUAUUUGAGAAAGCUGGAUUAAUUUGCAUAAAAAAAAAAUUGCAACGUCAUAUGCCUUCUGGUUUAUAUCCAGUUUAUAUGUUUGCUCUUAAACCAAAAAACUAAUCUGUGGACAUAUUGAAUAAUCAAUAAUAGAAUGAUGGAUAUAAAAUAAUUUUGUUCACGUUA